AUGCUUCAGAGAGGCUCGUGUCGCGCCGAGGCGAGAGCACCAGAGACGAGACGAGCACCGGGGAAUCGCGGCGCUUACGGCCCCCCUGCUCCCCCCCCUCGCCCUCCCGCACCUCCCUCUUUCCGCCCUCUCUCCCGGCAAAGCCUGCCCCUCCGCGGCCUCCCCUCGCGCGCAUGUCCCCCGCAAGCCUGCGCCAGUGCAUCUCGAGGUUCCUCAUGCGCGUCCCCUUUCCCCCCUUCCCCCCACCUCUCCCUCUCUCCCCCCUCUCAACCACACCUUCUCGUGCGCCUCCCGCCACGUCCAUGUUUCCCCAUGCGCCCAUGCGCCCCUGCGCCCAGGUGCCUGGCAGGCCUGCGCCAGCACACGCAACGGCACUCAAAACGCCAUCAUCCCCUUCCACGCCCCCCCCUCAACCACCCCUCCCCCCCUCCUCCCCCCCCACUACCUUCUUUCCACGAGCCUCUCUGCCCCCAGCAUGCGCCAGUGCGUUAUAGGUUGCCUGCCUUAGCUCCACUUUCCCGGCCCCCUUCCCCUCUCAGUCUUCCAUCCCUCCUCCCCCGUUCACCCUUUUGCCUUCACCAGGCCGCCUGCGCCAGUGCAUUGCUCCGCGGGUGGUACUCCGCCUCCUCACCCCCUUUCCGCUCCCCCUCCCCCCCACCAGGCCGUCUGCGCCAGUGCAUUGCUCCGCGGGUGGCGUGCGGAUUCGCCUCCAGCAGCGACGAUGAGGGGGAGGGGGGCGACGCUGGGCACCCCAGGGGGCGCGGAAGGAGGGGGGGCGCGGGGGGGAAGGGGAAGGGGAGGCGCGGAGCACCCGGGGGGCAUGGUGGCGCGGGAGGGAGCUCCCGCCACCCGUCCCUGCGGAUUGGCCCGCCAAUGGACGUGCGCCAGGUGGCGUAUCCACACGAGCCUGCCACGUUGGACCCCCUGAAUGGCGGCCUGGGGGCCAUGGGCAUGGGCAUGGGGAUGGGGAUGGGGAUGGGGAUGGGGAUGGGGAUGGGGGGAGUGCAGGGACAGCUGGUGACGCUGGCGCUGCCGAUAGUGAGCUACAGCAGCAAGAUAGCGGUGGGCGUGUUCGGGGUGGCCCCUCCUGUGCCAACAUCUCUCCAACAUUCCAUGGUGGCACGCCUCCCCAACUCCCCCCUCUCCUCUCCCCCUUUCCCUCCCCCUUUCCCUCCCCCAACUCUCUGUGCGAGCAGCAAGAUAGCGGUGGGCGUGUUUGGAGAGGCCCCGGAGGACCUGCCGUGUUCAUACGACGACUAUGGCAACCUCCCCCCUCUCCCUCCCCUCCUCUCCCUCCCCCCCUCUCCCUUCCCCCCCUCCUCCCCCCUCCUCUCCCUCCGCCCACCUGAUGCGCGCAGCAAGAUAGCGGUGGGCGUGUUCGGCGAGGCCCCGGAGGACCUGCCGUGUUCGUACGACGACUAUGGCAACCUCGUGCCCAACGUGCUGCUGCAGCUGCAGGCGCUGCUCAUCCACAAGGGCGGGCUGCAGACGGAGGGCAUAUUCAGGGUGGGAGUGGAGGCGGGCAGGGAGGAGGCCGCCAAGGCAGCUGUGAAUGCGGGGCAGAUCCCGCCCUCCACUGAUGUGCACUGCCUUGCAGCGCUUAUCAAGGCCUGGUUCCGCGAGCUCCCAGACGGUCUCUUGGACGCGCUCCCUCUCUCGCUGCUCGCCUCCGCAGCGGACGCGCACAGCGAGGAGGGCGGCAUGGCGGACGUGCUGGGAGUGCUGCCGCCCGCCUGCAGCUGCCUGCUGGACUGGCUGCUCAACCUGCUCGUGGACGUCGUGGAGUGCCACCACCGCAACCACAUGGGCGCCCGGGCUCUCGCCCUCGUGUUCGCACCAAACCUCGUCCAGGUGGGCGACCCCUCUGCCAGUCCCAAGAGCGCCAUGCUCCUCAUGGACCUCCUCGAGGCGCUCAUCGCCCCCAAGCACCGCCACCCUCUCCCCUUCCCUCUCCUUCCCCCUUGCCCCCCCGUUUUUCUCCCUGCCCUUCCCCCCCCACAUCAGGUGGGCGACCCCGCCGCCAGCCUGAAGCGCACCAUGCCGCGCAUGGACCUCCUGGAAGCCCUCAUCGCCCACACCUUCUUGCCACCCUCUCCUCCCCCUUCCCGUCCCCACCCGCCCUUCCCAACCCCUGCCCACCCCCCUUUCCUCCCUCUCCCCCACCAGGUGGGCGACCCAGCGGCCAGUCUCAAGCGCGCCAUGCUGCUAAUGGACCUUCUAGAAGCCCUCAUCGCGCGCAAGCACCGCCACCGCCAGCUGUUUGCGCACCACUGGCCGGGCGGGGGCGGCCGCGGGGGCGCGUCAGUGCUGUCAGCGUCAGCGUCAGUUAUGGAUGAGUCGGAGGACUGGGAGGACACGGACCUGGAUUCGUCGCUCAACUUCUCGCUGCUCUCAGGGGCGCAUGGAGGGGUGGGGGGGUUGGGGGCGUUUGGAGGCGCAGCGGGAGUGGAGAGGCCGUUUGGGGCGGGUUCGGUUCGGAGCGGUGCAGGUGGUGGUGGUGGUGGUGGUGGUGGUGGUGGUGGUGGUGGUAGUGCGUCGUUUGGGUCGGCGUCGGUUGUCCAUAGCCCGCGCACUGCGCUGAUGCUCAGAGCGCUGGCAGCGGCUGGGCUUGGCGUGGGGGGGAGGGCGGUGGGGGCCUGUGCGGGGGGAGGGAGAAUGAGGAAUCAGAGUGGGGAGUGGGAGAGUGAGAGUGUGGGAGUGCGGUCGGGGUAUUCGUCACCCUCCCCUGCCACGUGGAGGGGAGGGUUUGCUCUGAGGGCAGGGCGGUCGUGGGCUGUGGGUAGCGAUGGGGGGAAAGGGCUCGGGUCAAUCUCUGAGCUGUGCCCCCUAGAGGAUGGGGAGGAGGAUGGUGAGGGCGAUGGGGAGAGGGAUGGGGAGGGUGGGCGGAUGGAAGGAGGAUUGGAAAGUGAGGGUGUGGAGGGAAGAGAAUGGCUGAGUGGGACGAGAAAGAGUGGGGAUGGGAUGGGGAGGAACGGGGGGAGAGCGGGUGGAGGGGUGGAGGGAGUGGAGGGACUGGCAGGGGCGGCAGGGGAGGGGCGUGGGGGGGACGGGCGUGGGGAUGGGCAUAGAGGAGAGGCAGGCAGUCGCUUGGCAGAGUGGCUGAGGAAUAUAGACGAGGCUGUGGGGGAGGGGGAAGGUGACGAAGCAUUGGGGGAGGGGGAAGGGGGAGGGGAAGAACCAGAGGGGGAAGGUGAAGACGACGAAGCGGAGGGGGAGGGGGAAGGGGAACUAGCGGCUGAGGUAGAAGUACAAGAAGCAGAAGCAGGGGAGGAGGACGAGGACUUGGUAACUGCAGGGACAGGCAUGGAUGAGCGUGAGUGUGUGGAGGAGGAAGAGGCAGAGGCAGCAGCAGAAGCAGCAGUGUCACCAACACUCGCUUGUGACUUUCCGCUUGCAACAAAAGCUGUGUUGCCCCUGCCACAGGGGGCGGAUGCAUGUAGUGAUGGUGAUGGUGGUGAUGGUGGUGAUGAUGGUGAUGGUGGUGAUGCUGACGAUGGCACUGCUUGUGGAGAUGAGAAUAUGGAUGGGGAUGGGGAUGGGGAUGGGGAUGGGGAUGGGGAUGGGGAUGGGGAUGGGGAUGGGGAUGGGGAUGGGGAUGGGGAUGGCGAUGAGGGCAGUGGUUGCAGUGAUGACGUGGAUGGUGCAGAAGCUAGAGAUCAUCACACCUCUGCGUGGCCUCCAGGUGGCGCUGCCAACACUGACAGCAUCGCUGCCAACACUGACAGCAUCGCCGCUGCUGUUGACGAUUUAAAUUCCGAAGCAGAGUUUGAUGCCGAGGUUGAUGGUGAUGGUGAUGGUGAUGGUGAUGGUGAUGGUGAUGGUGAUGGUGAUGGUGAUGGUUGCGAGCACGCACAUGAUAUUGAUGCUCACAGUCACGGCACUCAUCCUGCCAGUGCCGCCACCACUGCUUCUCAUGAGGCUUCGAUGCAAAAGCAGGUUUCAGUUUCCGACUCCCCUUCGGACGCUCCUCACCAACUCUCUUCUUCCCAACUUCCAUUUCCUCCCUCCACUCUUCCACCUGCCACCCCGGCUGCCUCGCUCCUGCCUGCCACGGACCUCUCUGCUCCACCCGCUACUGCAGACGCCACGCAGAGUGCUGCUGCACGUGCCGCUGCCUCUUCUCCCCUCCUUGCCAGCAUGCUCCUCGUGCUCGCUGCCAUGCACACCACCCCUCCCCUGCACCCCGCCCCACCAGCCUCAACACCUCUUGUCCCCAAUCCCGCCGCUUCUGCUGCUGCUGCUGCCGCAGACCCUGCAGCGCCAUCCCAAGGCCCCACGGACCCUCCUCUUGCGGCCGCUCUGCCCCACCCCUCCUCCGCGGCCCCCUCUCCCCCUCCGGCUGUACUGGAGCCAGGCCAGGGCGCAGCAGCAGCAGGCAGGGCGGGAGCAAAGGGUGCUCUAGAGGGGUUGGGCGAGGGGAAGAAGGUGGGUGGAGAGGGAUUGACGAAGGCAAAGGGCAGAGGGAGAGGCAGUGGAGGGGUGGCAGGUGCCGGGACGAAGAGGAGGACGAGUAGUGCUAGCAAGGCAGAGGGGCCAGGGGCGGAGGGGGAUGUUGGGGUCGUGGAGGAGCAAGAGGUGGAGGGUAUGGCCUGCCUGGUCGAACCUCUGGCAGAUGAGGGGCGGCGGAGACACGGUGAGCAAGAGGCAACGGUUAAGGAGGGAGCAUCAGCAGCAGCAGAAUCAGACAAGGUAGUGGCUGCAGUAGGCAAGAGGACAGCAGCUGGCAAGGCAGCAACAGGCAAAGCAGUGGCAGCAAGCAAGGCAGCGGCAGCAAGCAAGGCAGCGGCAGCAAGCAAGGCAGCGGCAGCAGGAAAGGCAGGGAAGAAGGUGGUGAGCAAGGGGAAGGGCAAGGCCGCUAAGGUUGCUGACAGGGCGCGAGCGGAGGCGGAGGCAAGGCGGGGCGCGGAGGGGAUGAGGGCAGGCGAGGGCCAGAGCAGCAGUGCAGUGGCGGCAGCGGGUGGGGGCACGGGGGUAGUGGCUGGUGGUGGUGGGGCGAGCAAGGGAGGGAAGGUGAAGAAGAGUGCACGGAAGGCAGUGGCGGAGAUAGAAGAGAUAGAAGAGAUCGAGGUGGUGGUGGAGGAGGGACGGGUGAAGAAACACGGGCAACCCAAGCAUGGCACCACCGCCGCCACCGGUGCUGCUUCCGCUGCUGCCGCUGCUGCCACUGCUGCCAAGCCUCGCAAGCGUCGUGAGGCAGCAGCAGCAGCGGUUAGUGGUGGUGGUGAUGGCACUGGCAGCACUGUUGCCCGCAGGGAGGUAGCAUCUGGGCAGGGCGUGUCUGAGAGGAGCGGCAGGGAGGCAGCGGGGGGAAAGGGGAAGGGGAGGGUUGGCGAGACGGGGGCGAGUGGCAACGGUGGUGGCGGCACAGGCAGCGCCGUGAGGCUGUCUGGUGGGGGGGUGGAGGGGCGAGCAGCGAGGGGUGGUGGGUCAGCGAGGGGUGGUGGGGGCGCAAGAGCAGCAGGGAGGGAGGCGGCAAUGAGGGAGGCGUUGGGGAGGGAGCUGGCGUGGAUGCAGCGAGUGAGGGAGAUGCAGGGGGGGGAGUGGGGCGAGCGCUGGCAGCGGUGGCUGCAGGAGAGCGAGGAGAGUAGGAGCGAGGGGGGGAGCCGAAGGGGGGGUGUGAGGGAGGGCGUGCAUGUGUUUGGUGAGGGGACUGCCGUGCGGGAGAGGAUUAGUGAGUGGGAGAGGGCUCUUGCACUUGCCCGUGCUGCUGUUGAUGCGGAGGGGAAGGCAGUGGGGGAGGCAGCAGGCGGAGGGGAAGCAGAAGGGGGGGAGGGAGGAAGGGUGGAAGCGGGGAGUGGUGGGAGGAGGGGCGGGAGUGGGCAUGGGAAGCGGCACGAGGGGCAGCUGAGGCAGGCUGGCGAGGAGAAAGGCGGGGGUGAGAGGGGUGGGGAUGGGAGGGGACGGGGUGAGAAGGGUGGGGAUGAGAGGGGAGGGGGUGAGAAGGGGGGCCAGCAGGGGGAGCAAGAGGAGAGCAGUGAGUUGUGGCGGUGGAGGAGGGCGCUGGCAGGGCGUGUGGGGGGAGGAGGGGGAGGGGGAGGGGGAGGGGCGGACCGGUUUCAGCCGGCGUGUGUGCUGCCGCCACUCUCCUCUGCCCACCGCUCCCACGGUGCUGCCGCUGCUGCUGCUGCCGGUGGGGCCCGUUUUGCACCCCAUGCUCAUGCUCGUGCCUCCCUUGCACACGCACCGCCUGACUUUGAGCUGCUAGAGGAAACACCAAGGGGUGGGGAUGUGCGGCGGCGCUCUGAAAGCACGGCCGGUGAAGGCGAGACAAGGAUGGCAGAGCAGGCACGGGAGCACGGCUCCAAGGCUCAUGGCCACGAGCAGAGCAGCGGUGCAGCACCUGACAGUUUGCUCUCUGCCCACCCCCCACCUGGCCAUCCACCUGGCCGUUCACCUGAGAAUCAGUGUGUGCCGCCCAGUGUGCCUGCUUCAGGUGGUGGGAAGGUGAAAGGGAAGAAAGGGGCGAAGGGAACGGUCAAAGACAAAGCAGGUCUGGCUGAGACGCAAGGGGAAGGGGGUGGAGCCAAGGCGAGUGGAGCAGCGGAGGGGAGUGGGGGCAAGGGAGAGAAGGGGAGGAAGGGGAGAAAGAAGGCAGUGGCGGCAGCAGUGGUGGCGGAGAUGAGGAGGAGGAAGGGCGGAUGGGGGCCACAGGAAGAGGGGGAGGGAGACUUGGAGGGCGUGGAGAAAGCAGCGGGUUGUGAGGUAGCAGCAGGUGGGGCGGCGGUGGUGGGUGUGGCAGGCAGGAGUGCAGCAGGAGAGGAGCAGGUGGAGGUGAGGCCACAGGCAACCGCUGGGCAACCGAGUGAGAGGGAUGAGCAGGAGGGGGAGCAGAGCGAGCAGAGGGAGCAGUUGCAAUGCGAGGCUCCAGAGGAGGUUGGGCAGAGGAGCAUUGUUGGUGUAGGUGACAGGGAUGGCGGCAUUGGUGAGGCUAAUAACAAAGGCAGGCGGUCAGGGGAGGGCAAUGCAGAUGGUACAGCCGGUGGUGUGGUGGUGAGCCAACAGAGCCAACAGAGCCAACGGGGGGCCAGCAGAGCCAGUAGCCGCAGCAGCAAGAGCAGGAGCAGCAGCAGCAGCGGCGCCAGCACCCCUGCCCCCACCACUCGCCUCCUCCCGCUCCCCGCACCCAAUCCUCUCCAUCCCGCCCGCCCCUCCGCCCCCAAGCCCUCUCUGCUCAUGCCCGGCCCCUCCUGCAUCGCCCCUUCCGCCCGGCCUCACUCCUCUGCUGCCGCUGCUUCCUCCCCUCGCCUGCACAACUCGCCCGCCUCCUCCUCCCUCCCCUCUCCCUCCCUCCCCUCCCCCUCCGCCUCCCACUCCACUCGUCGCCGCCUCUCCUUUCAACCACCCACCGCUGCCGCUGGGCCCCCACGUUCCUCCAUCCCCUCCCAUUCCUCCUCCCUUCUGGGCUCCUCCAUUUCAUCCCAGUCAUCCCACACCCUCACUCCCUCUCACUCACACACUCCCUCUACCUCCUCACUCAUAUCCUUCGCCUCUCCUCUCCCCUCCUCCACUCUCUCUCACCCCUCCUCCAGUCCCUCUGCUGACGCCUCUCUCUCCCACCUCCCUCCCCGUCCUUCCUCGCGCCGCCCUCCCCCCAUCCUUCCCCCUUCCCGCCGCCACCCCUCCACCCUCCUUAACAAUCUCACCCCUUCCUCGUCCCACUCCUCCCCCCAGCCAACCUCCUCGUCCCUCUCCUCCCCCCACCUGCCCUCCUCCGUUUUCUCCCCCCACUCGCCCACCACUUCAGACUGCCCUGCCUCUCAGCUCGUCCCCCCACCCUCUCAGCACCCCCCGCCCACUCAAAGCGUCCCCCCACCAUCUCUACCUCCCCGCAAGCACCCUUUCGCCCUCAGCGGCAGCAGCAGGGCGCUGGUGAGAGUGCCGUCUCCGGCCAAGGAGGCUGGCUCAGCCAGAUGCCACCUUCACCAAAUAGCCCCUCUCAACACAGAGCUUCCUCUCAAGCUGCUUUUGACUCCCCUGCUUCUGCAGCUCCCCCUCAUUCGCCCUCCUGUCAUCGCACCGUUCUGCACUCCCCGAGACCGCACUCCCCCUCGGCCGUACCUGCCUCCCCUCCUCGUGCUCACCUGCAUCUGCAUCUGCCCGCCUCAACCUCCCUGCCGCCUGCACCCGCCUCACCUGCACCCGCCUCACCUGCACCCACCUCACCUGCACCCGCCUCACCUGCACCCACCUCACCUGCACCCACCUCACCUGCACCCACCUCACCUGCACCCACCUCACCUGCACCCACCUCACCUGCACCCACCUCACCUGCACCCACCUCACCUGCACCCACCUCACCUGCACCCACCUCACCUGCACCCACCUCACCUGCACCCGCCUCACCUGCACCCGCCUCACCUGCACCCGCCUCACCUGCACCCGCCUCACCUGCACCCACCUCACCUGCACCCACCUCACCUGCACCCACCUCACCUGCACCCACCUCACCUGCACCCACCUCACCUGCACCCACCUCACCUGCACCCACCUCACCUGCACCCACCUCACCUGCACCCACCUCACCUGCACCCACCUCACCUGCACCCACCUCACCUGCACCCACGUCACCUGCACCCACCUCACCUGCACCCACCUCACCUGCACCGACCUCACCUGCACCCGCCUCACCAGGUGCUACGAGCCAUGCUGCAUUGCCGGCCAUGCAGGGCGCUGCUACCCUGCCUGCUAGCAGACAGGGAGAGGGCGCUUCGGAGCCCCCUACCUCAUCCCCAACCUCCCCCUCUCGCCCCUCCCUUCGGAAACAGCACUCCUUCCCUCCUUCCUCCACUGCUCACGCACGCCCGUCCUCGCCUCUUCUCCCUCCUCUUCCCGCUCCUCAGCCCCCAAGUUCCCACCGUCCCGAUUGCCAUCCCACCCUCUCCUCUCCUCGCCUCGCACCCUCUCUUUCUCGAGCCUCUCGCUCCUCGGCGUCCUCCCGCUCUUCUGCCUCUCAUGCUUCCUCCUCUCAUGCCUCCUCCCCUCGCGCUUCCACCUCUCAUGCUUCCUCCUCCCAUGCUUCCUCCUCCCAUGCUUCCUCCCCUCAUGCCUCCUCCUCUCAUGCCUCCUCCUCCCACGCUUCUUCCUCGCAUGCUUCCUCUGGUGCAGAUGCGGGGAGGGGGAGAAGGAGAAGCAAGGAGUGAGUUGGAGAGGGGGUUGAGGCAACGCAGAGGUUCAAGCAGCAGCAGCGAGACUGAGAGGUGUCGUAAGGAGGGGCGAGGGAAGGGGGCAGGGCAGAGAAGCAGCACAGAGAGCGCUGGUGGGGGAAGCUUUGGUGCGGUAGGAGGUGGUUUGGUAGGAGGUGGUUCGGUGGGAGGUGGUUCGGUGGGAGGUGGUUCGGUGGGAGGUGGUGCGGCAGAAGAUAGAAGAGACACGGAAGAGGCCAGAGUGAGAAGGCGGCCGCUGGAUGAGGAGGAGAGUAGCAGCAGCUGCAGCAGUCGGAACGCGGUGAUCACGGGGGGAAGGAGAGGGGUGCGAGGGAGUGAGGUGGGGGAGAAGGCAAGGCACAGGAGAGGAAACGCCAGGGCAGAUGGGGAUGAGGAGGAGAAGAUGGGUAGAGGCAAGCCAUGGCACCGAGCUGCUGGCAGGGUGAGGGCUGAUGAGGCUGUGGGGGGAAGAGAAGGGCAGAAUGCAGCUGCAGAAGAGCAGGAGACACAUGGCUAUGGGGCGAAUGAUGGGGUGGAAGAAAAUGGGAGAGGGAAUGAGCUUGUGCCAGUACACUGCAAGUCCUCUGACUCCUCUGACCCGUCUGAACCAUCUGACUCCCAGACGGUUCCCCCAGUGGCUGGGUGGCCUCUGGGCCUUGCCUCGCACCCACCGAGGCACCCAGAGCGGCGGUAUCAGGGGAAUAUCUAA
Messenger RNA from Closterium sp. Naga37s-1, 9852 nucleotides. Lineage: Eukaryota; Viridiplantae; Streptophyta; Zygnematophyceae; Desmidiales; Closteriaceae. The record is from the annotation of a GenBank genome assembly.